Phalaenopsis equestris is the source of this 749-nucleotide messenger RNA. RefSeq names its product probable glutathione S-transferase parC. NCBI's taxonomy places the organism in Eukaryota, Viridiplantae, Streptophyta, Magnoliopsida, Asparagales, Orchidaceae. Gene Ontology annotation, cellular component: cytoplasm. Gene Ontology annotation, biological process: glutathione metabolic process. Gene Ontology annotation, molecular function: glutathione transferase activity. The record is from RefSeq and is a predicted model, not a curated record.
CCAAUGAAGCUACAAUUAAUGACCGGAGCAGUCCUAUAAAUACCAACGCUUAAUUCGCAUUUCAUCUCACUCUAUCUUCAAAUCAAUCUUGAGAGCUGACAGAGAGAGAAGCAGAAGGAGCAAUGGCAGCAGAGAAGGAACUGAAGCUGCUGGGUUUCUGGAUCAGCCCUUUCAACAUCCGAUGCAGGAUCGCACUGGCGGAAAAGGAGCUGGAGUACGAGUACAAGGAGGAGAAUCUCGCGGAGAAGAGCGAGCUUCUGCUGAAAUCAAAUCCGGUGCACAAGAAGAUCCCCGUGCUGCUCCACCACGGUAAACCUAUCUGCGAAUCCCUCAUCAUAGUCCAGUACAUUGACGAGGUCUUCCCCAGCAGAGGAAAAGCCCCACUCCUCCCCUCCGAUCCCUACGCCCGCGCCCUUGCCCGCUUCUGGGCUGACUUCAUUGACAAAAAGACCUUCGAUUGUGCCAUCCGGCUCUCAAGGCUGAGGAAGGGCGAGGAACUUGAGGAGACCAAGAAGGAGUUCAUGGAGAACCUGCGAACGCUUGAGGGGGUGCUCGGGGAGAACAAGUACUUCGGAGGCGAGGACUUUGGGUUGGUGGACAUCGCACUAGUUCCUUUCACCUCCUGGUUCUACAGCUUCGAGUCCUUCGCCGACUUCAGCGUGGAGCAGGAAUUCCCCAAGCUAGCGGCAUGGGGGAAGCGCUGCCUGAAGCGGGAGAGUGUCGCUCAGUCUCUCCCUGAUCCUAAGAAG